Molecule: messenger RNA, 569 nt
Organism: Capsella rubella
Lineage: Eukaryota; Viridiplantae; Streptophyta; Magnoliopsida; Brassicales; Brassicaceae
Product: S-protein homolog 9
Exons: 1
Coding region: 47-454 (135 amino acids)
Source: RefSeq, a predicted model, not a curated record
AAAAAAAACACACUCACACGUAUAUUUACAUUGAUCAAGCAAAACAAUGAAUUCUCUCUUAUGCGUUUUGCUUGUGAUCAUUACAUUGUGUCUUGGAUCCAGCAAAGCGAUUUGGGACAAAAACACAGUACAUUUCAAGAGUUCUCUUGGUCCGAACAACACUCUCAGGAUCAAUUGUUUGUCGGACCAAGACAACCUAGGUUUUCAUCACUUAAGCCCUGGCCAAACCUACGAUAUUAGUUUUCAUGAUAGUGUUUUGGGGACUAAAAUCGUUUGUGACUUGUCGAAAGGUCCUAAUUACCUAUUCCAUGCAUCUUUUACGGCUUAUCAAGGUGAGACAAUCAUAGUUCAUUAUGGUAGAAAUGUGUUUUGGGAUGCUAGAGAAGAUGGAAUAUACCAUGCAGAGGGUAAAGAAUCUCCUAAAUUGAUGUACAAGUGGAUUAAAAUUGUCUAGAAGUAUUGUUCCCUCAAAUGAAGUUGGAUUCAUAUCAUUUUUCUUCUUCUUUAAUAUGUUCUUGUAAGUGUUUUCUUUACCUAUCAAAAAUAAAUUUAGUUAUUGCAAUCCGAUU